AUGGGUGUGCUGAUGACCCCCACUGACCCCGGGGCCCAAAUCAAUGGAAAACGCAUCAUUCUCCCUCUGGAUAUCACGUUUGAAGAGUGGAACAGUGGCGUCCGGCGCACCUGUCUGCUGGACCACGGCGAGCUGCUCGAGCCACUCAAAAGAGUCUAUGAGAGGAAGGAUGCUCGCGUGGUCCCAGCAGGACAGGGUGCGCCGACCGGCCACUGUUCCACUCUUCUCAAACGUGAUAUCCAGGGGAGAAUGAUGCGUUUUCCAGUGAUUUGGGCCCGGGUCAGUGUGGGUCAUCAGCACAACCCAUCUUCUAAUCCCUCAGGACAGAUUUGA
Messenger RNA from Knipowitschia caucasica, 333 nucleotides. Lineage: Eukaryota; Metazoa; Chordata; Actinopteri; Gobiiformes; Gobiidae. The record is from the annotation of a GenBank genome assembly.